Molecule: messenger RNA, 3748 nt
Organism: Fusarium odoratissimum NRRL 54006
Lineage: Eukaryota; Fungi; Ascomycota; Sordariomycetes; Hypocreales; Nectriaceae
Exons: 2
Coding region: 1435-2841 (468 amino acids)
Biological process (GO): regulation of DNA-templated transcription
Cellular component (GO): nucleus
Molecular function (GO): zinc ion binding; DNA-binding transcription factor activity, RNA polymerase II-specific
Source: RefSeq, a predicted model, not a curated record
GCGCCUGGCCCCUCGCACAAACCCUUUCUUGGUCGCUUUCGUUAGACUCACACCCUCUCAUCCCCUGCCAUUAGCUCCCCACUUCCCUGUCGCCGCAAUUGCAUGGGGUGAGGGCACCUUCUGAGAGGAACAGUAGGGACAGGAGAUACCUGGAGCUUGACGUGGUAGCACCUGCCCUGAAUUUACCUUACCCUCACUUCACCUUAACACUGGCCCAACUCUCCCUCACCUCCCCUUCUUACUUCUCCAUCAUACAUAUCUCUCAGUCCUUCAACUCUCCACUCGCAACCUCCUCUUCUCCAUCAGCAUUCCCAUCAAGUGCAAUCAAAACACCAUAUUAAAGCUGGAAUCUUAUUCCUGUUUGACCUUGGUCCAGGGGAUGGCACCUCGUUUGUACAUGCACUGUUGUCACCCGUGAAGGAAAAAGAAACAAAUUUACAAAAAAAAAAAAAAAAAAAAAAAAAAAAAAAAAAAAAAAAAAAAAAAAAAAAAAAAAAGGAAAAGAAAAAGAAAAAAGAAGGACGCUCACGAACGAGAACAAACCACUCUCUUCCCGUUUCUAUUCGGGGUGUCAGACAUAUCUCAAUCUCACGUCGAUCAACAAACGCUUCUUUGGGAGGAUAUCUCCUCUUGCAGACAAGCACAGCGAGACAGACAGCAGCAGCAGUAGGAGGGAGACAGUACAUAUUUUGUCUCUCACCUGACUAUUUCCGCACCCCUAAGAAAAAGGGAAAGGAAGGGCAAAAAGGGCCUAAAAGUGUCCCCUCUUUUAUUUAUUUUUUUCUUCCCUCACCCCCAGUACCAAGUCUCAAGUCUCAAAUCCCAGUCUUCGCAAAGCAAAUCCACAAUCCACAAUCCCCAAAAACCCCAGGCUCCAUUUACGGUUGGGUGGUUCCUGGUUCCUCCCACGCACUGCACCGCACGCACGCACGUACACCGUCGACGUGGAUCAGAUUGGAUCGGAGGUUCCUCCCAUCCCAUUCCCUCCCUCGCUAUAAUUGUCGGCCUGUCCCGCCCACGUCAGAGACCAUUUUCACCCUCCUCCGCCUCUCAGGAACCAGAACCUCUGUCAGGCCAGGCUUAGGAUUGCGGUUCCAAGACCUCGUGGAAUUUGCUGUCAUCUCCCGCCGAGACAUACACUCACUCACCCAUUCUUGACUCGCAGCAAUCGGUCAUCCCGUCGACCUACAAUACAGUAGGCACAAGACACGCGCGACAGCUCAAGAGAAUUGAAAGACAGACCAGGAUCUCGACGACUCGGUUUAGAUUAUUUGACCAUUUCCCUUUCCCUCCACUUCGACUUGGUCCUGGAUUAUUUCCACCGCCAAAUGCUCAGUUGCAGAAACGUCCCUCAACCCAUUCAACUGCACGCAUUUGGUAUUAUCGUCGCUGACCGCAUCUGCCCGUCUGCGGCCCUUUGCGCCUCAACAUAGCAUGGCCGACGACAGCUACCGAAAAGAGUAUCCCCAGCAGAGCCGCCCAGAAGACACUCACUCUCGACCCCAGUCACAUUAUCCCCCUCCGCCGGAUACCGCCCAGCGGCCCUCCGACGCUCCUCCAUCCAGCAUGGCUACAUCAGUUACUUUGCCCUCCAUACACGACUCCCGCGGCUACGGCCCGCCGCCUGCAGCUCCGGGACGUGGCUAUCCUGCCGACCCGCGAUACGCAUCUCCCAAUGCCGUCAAUGGCUACCCUCCUCCCGGCCACCAGCCUCCGCCCGGUCAACCUCAACAGUACCUUCCGCCUUUGCAGCCGCAAUCUGAUCCCCGAUCUUCGGCCUAUCCUCCUCCGCCGCCGGACCAACGAGGUGGUUACUACGAUGACCGCCGUCCACCAUACGGGCAAGAGGCGUAUAGCACGGAUCCCUACUAUGCCUACUAUCGCGGACAACCUCCUCCUCCAGGACCUCCACCGCCAAAUGGCCACCCAGGCUACCGUCAUAUUCCUGCCGGCGUUUAUGAAUACCCCCCAGUCGGACAUGGCAGUGCGCCUCCUCUGACACAGGCAGCCCCGCGACAACGAACAUCAAUUGCUUGCAGAUAUUGCCGGAAGAGAAAGAUCCGCUGCAGCGGCUACCAGAGCGCCCCCGGUGGCAAAUGCCAGAACUGCGCCCGUAUGAACCAAGAAUGUAUCUUUCAGCCCGUAUCUUCUUCAAGCUCGACAGCUUUUAUCCCCGUGUCAGCGCUCCCAGGAGGUGUACCUCCGGGCACUCAACUCUUCGGUGCCUAUGGGCAACCACUGGCACCAGGCACAGUCCCAGCACCUCCACCACCCCAUGCUGCUUAUCAGCAUUCUAGUGCCCCUCCCCCUCCUGGGAACUACUACGCGCCUGUCCAGUCACCCACAGAAUCCUUUUCGUCUUAUGGCGAAGCGAGAACCGAUGACGGCAGCCAGCUUGCAGGGCGACGACGUCGCAGGACGUCAGAAGAACAGGAUGAAGGCUAUAGACUGCCUCCUCCACGAAGUGCCGUGGAUGAAGACCCGCGCAGAAGGUCUCCAGCAGAAUUUUCAAACCACAGCAGCCCAGGUGGAGUGGGGUACCCUCCGUAUCAAGGUGCAAGACAGAGCCCACGAAACCCAACGAGCGGCAGUUUGCCUCAAGCUGCAACAACUGGUAGUUAUGCAGCUUCUGCACCCGGCGGUCGUUCCCCGACAGGCCAAAAUGGGUCAAGUGGUGCGUCCACCCCUGCGAGACAGGGACAGCAGUCCCAAGGAGGAAAUGCAUCGAUCAUGAGUCUGAGCAAUUUGGUAGAUAAAAGCGAUAUCGACAAGACUAUGAUUGACAGGCUCAACCGACCUGCACCUGGUCAGCCUGGCGCACGACGAGAUGUCAGCCGCUAAGGAGAUUGCAGGGUGAGAGUUGACGCUGCCGGACACGUCAACGGAGAGGGUCGGAAUUACAUAUGACAACGCUUGCCGAAGAGUCUGUUGGUUUCCGCUGGAAGGCUGCCGACAAGUUGAUGACGAAUGCAUUGUUUCUAAUACCCUUUCCGAAUCGAUUACACGCCUACAUUUUCGUUGACCGGGAAGUGACAGGAGCGUGGCUCAACUGAGGAGGAAAAGGAAAAACAGCGAGCGGGGGGGAUCGCGAUAACAAAUACAGGACAAGAUGUCAGGAUCUAGAAAAAGACGCGAGUUUGGCGACAAACAACCCCUCCGUUCGGUUCUCAUGGUUUAUUGGACCUUUUGUUAUGCGGCACUUGAUUUUAUGUGAAUUGUCCUUGACAGACUGUUCGUUUCUCGGAGGGGGAAGGAUUUUGCCCGAAAAGCAACCACUGCGAAGUCGUUGUAUUAUUUUUAAUCGGUCGGCCACUAUGUGUUUCCAGGAAAGACGGAUAGCCUCACGGCACCAUACGGGUUUGUUUUGUUUAUGUUGAUGCUUUGUCACGUUUGUACAUUUGAGUUGUUUAUGUUGUCUCUUCGGCUAUUGUUGCCAUUUGGGUAGAGAGAAUGAGAGCCGUAGCGAUAUGGUCUCGGGUGACGUUUAAGGGUGUUCUGGAGACUGGAGGAAAGAGAAAAGCCAGGUCCUAGCAAAAGGUACUGGACGAGAAGAUGACAAGCAAAACAGAGUGAGCGAGCUCAGGGCUUCGAGAGGAGGAUGAUAGCAAAGGAUGCGGGGUUGAUUCUGAAGAUUCCUUUCACUUUUGUUAUUUUUUUGCCUACGUACUUGAGUACUGAUCGCGAUGGUCAAAUCCAAUAGGGUGAUGACCAUGUAUAAACAGAAUUAUUGUUGUGAAUUUGAUCAAGA